Messenger RNA from Rattus norvegicus (Norway rat), 10167 nucleotides. It is a transcript of the gene Usp13, whose product is annotated as ubiquitin specific peptidase 13. Gene Ontology annotation, biological process: protein deubiquitination; ubiquitin-dependent protein catabolic process. Gene Ontology annotation, cellular component: cytoplasm. NCBI's taxonomy places the organism in Eukaryota, Metazoa, Chordata, Mammalia, Rodentia, Muridae. The record is from RefSeq and is a predicted model, not a curated record. Gene Ontology annotation, molecular function: zinc ion binding; cysteine-type deubiquitinase activity.
GGAUUUCGUGUGUGCAGCACGACUGGUUCAUGGUCCAUCACUUUAGUCUGUGUUGUUCUUUGAGAAGGGCUGGCACGCCCUGCAGUGAGCCAGCAGUGGCCUUCAACUUCUGUACUGGCUAUGGAACCUGAGGUGUUUCUCUAACUGAAUCUUAGUUCAAUCUUGUUAGUGUGUGUGUGUGUGUGUGUGUGUGUGUGUGUGUGUGUGUAUGGCGGGGGGUGGAGGGUUGCCACUUUGAGUAUGUAGAAAUCAGAAGACAACUUUAUUGAAUCAAUUCUGUUUCUACCUUUAUGUGGUUCUGACCAUUGAACUUGGGUCAUUAGUCUUAAGCAGCAUGCACUUUACCUGUUGAGCAACCUCACUGUACCUAAGAAGAAGGUUGAAGUAGGGUAUGGGGCUCAAGGCUAUAAUCUCAGCUACUAGGAACACUGAGGCAGGAGGGUGGCAAGUUCAAGGCCAGUCUGGAAAACACAACAAGACCCUCUCUCAAUAUAUAGUUUUAAAAGGAGUUGGGGACAUAGCUCAGUGGCAGAGUAUUGAAUUAUUGUUUUCCCAGUAGUAGCAGGCUCUUGGGUUCAAUCAGACAAGCAAAGGGAAACAAAACUAUUAGAACCACAUAGAAAAGUAAAGCAUGGUAAGGAAUCCUUGUGACCGCAGUCUUUCUGUUCCUCUCAGCAACCUUGACAAUUAUAUAGCUUGCACAUUGUCUAAGAGAUAUAUGGGGGCUAAAAGACAUUCACACAAGUAUGUACAGGAACUUCUCAAGGACUGGAAGGAAAGCCUGUCAGGGCACUGUAGAUGACCAGACUUGUGCCCGUUCCUGGCUUGCAUGCACUGUUUCCAUCUUGCCAUGCGGCUGAUGACAGUGCAGAGUGACCUCAUUGUUUUUAGAGGUGCUCUACAGUAACUGCUUCCCACAGAGGGAUCUUUUCUUUGUUCCCAGUCUCUUGUUAUAAACCCUCCUCCAACAAGUGGCCUACCUGAAUGGGAUUUAAAUGGGGGCAUAAGUAUCUCCCAGGAUACCCCUUGGAAAACAAUAUAUACAUAUAAAAUUAACAUCAGUGUUACUAGAUUUCCUUUUACAACGCACAGGCCUGAAAUCCCAGCAAUGGGGAAGCAAAGGGGUGUGUGUGCCUGCAUUUGUGUGUGUGUGUGUGUGUGUGUGUGUGUGUGUGUGUGUGUAUGUGUGAUGGGUUGGAGUGAGGCAGGGGAAUCACCAGACAUCAAGAUCAGCUUGGGAUACAAAGUGAUACUCUGUUUUAAACAACAAUGACCAAAAAAAAGUAAAUAGUAAAUAUCCUUUCAGAGAUUUGCAGGUUUAGUUCCCACCAACAAUGUGUAUGAGGGUGUUUCUCAAGCCCGGAUUAAUUUGAUAAAUCUUUUAUCAGCUGCAAGAUGAGAAACAAGUAUCACAGAUUUGAUUUUCGUUUAAUUUAAGAUUGGAUAUUAAGCUUUGGAAAUUUUAAAUCGUUUCUUUUUGUAACCAGUUUGUGAACAGAGAUCCUACUAGAUAGAGAGGAAGCCAAGACAUGUGUCUAAUUCUUUGCUCUGAAGCAAUAUGAGGCAGAGAAAUUUAGUAACAGCAACAAGACUUUAAGGAGAGUCUUAUCUGGAGAGUAUUACGGAAUGCUUUGGAUUUGCUGCUUCUGGGUAUCAUGGAGAGCUUGGUAGUAUGAUGCAUAUAGUUAGGGAACUCCAGCAGAAUAUGUAAGAAUAGAAUUCAAUCUCAUUGUAGGAUUGGUCGGUGUCUUUUUUGUUUUUUUGUUUUUUUUUAAGACAGCAUUUCAUGUAGCUAAGCCAAAGCUAGUUUUGAGCUUCUGAACCUGUUUCCAUCUCGUUGCAUGGGUUAUUUAUUUAUUUACUCUUUUUAAAAGGGGGAUGAUAGAAAUAAGAGUAUACGCCACGGAGCAUGUUCUGUGUGCACAUUAUUAAGCCCCCCCCCCCCCAUUAUUUUAUUUUGAAGAUCCAUUAUUUUAUUUUGAAGAAUUAACAACCAAGGGCAAGACUUUGUACGUCUGCGCAUGGAUCCUCAAAUCAGGCCACCGAAUGUUCAACAGGGGACCUUGAGUCAUAUGAAGACAUAUGAAGCCGGAGAAAAAUAGACAUCCUUAUCUUAAGGCGUGUGUGGGGGGAAGGAGGUAGAAUUGACACAGCCCCUACCCUUGCAACAUAUAGGGAAACAUACCUCUUCCCUCUGCAGGCCCCGAUGGAUUCUAGUGUCUCUUGUAGAGCUUUGCAUGUUUGAAAAAGUGAGAAGCAAAGAACCCGAGAGCGAGGCUACACCCGAAUCCCACCCACCCCUUUCCGAUCUACGGGGAAGUAGAGCUGCGCACCGCUGUUUUGUGCGGGCUUCCUAGGACCUGAUCCUGGGCAGUUGGGGAUUACGUCCCCGAGGUAGGGCCCAUAGCGGGUCGGGAGGCGUGCUUGGGGACCUCCGGGCCUCCCGGGUUCCCACUCCUGCGUCCCCGCCCGUGCGGCAUCCCCCUCCCCGGCGCUGCGGCUGGCGCGCGCCCCGCCUGACGCUGCAGCUGGGCCAGCGACUCGCCAUUGGAUUAAAAAUAGCAGCUCCCGCCCGCUGGCCGGUCGGGGCAGGGGCCGAGUCUCCCCAGCCUGAGCUGAUCCUCAGCCCGCGCGGCCGCUACGUCCAGGUCCUGCUCUCCCACUGCGCCGCGUUCCUCCCCAGGCCCGCUGCGCUCAGCGGCCAUGCAGCGCCGGGGCGCCCUGUUCAGCGUGCCGGGUGGCGGCGGGAAGAUGGCUGCAGGGGACCUGGGUGAGCUGCUGGUGCCUCACAUGCCCACGAUCCGCGUGCCUAGGUCAGGGGACCGCGUCUACAAAAACGAGUGCGCCUUCUCCUACGACUCUCCGAACUCUGAAGGUGGACUCUAUGUAUGCAUGAAUACAUUUUUGGCUUUUGGAAGGGAACACGUUGAAAGACAUUUUCGGAAAACUGGACAGAGCGUGUACAUGCACCUGAAGAGGCACAUGCGAGAGGUAAGAGGAGCUUCUGGUGGAGCUUUACCCAAAAGGAGGAAUUCUAAACUAUUUUUAGAUCUAGAUAUGGAUGACGAUUUAAAUAGUGACGAUUACGAAUAUGAAGACGAAGCCAAACUUGUUAUAUUCCCAGACCACUAUGAAAUAGCCCUUCCUAACAUUGAGGAGUUACCAGCCCUGGUAACAAUUGCUUGCGAUGCAGUGCUCAGCUCAAAGUCCCCGUAUAGGAAGCAGGAUCCAGACACGUGGGAAAACGAACUGCCAGUAUCGAAGUACGCCAACAACCUCGUGCAACUGGACAACGGGGUCAGGAUUCCUCCGAGUGGCUGGAAGUGUGCCCGAUGUGACCUGCGGGAGAACCUCUGGUUGAAUCUGACUGACGGCUCUGUUCUGUGUGGGAAGUGGUUUUUUGACAGCUCGGGGGGCAAUGGCCAUGCGCUGGAGCAUUACAGAGACAUGGGCUAUCCUCUGGCCGUGAAGCUGGGCACCAUCACGCCUGAUGGAGCAGAUGUUUAUUCUUUUCAAGAAGAGGGGCCUGUUUCGGAUCCUCAUUUGGCCAAACACUUAGCACAUUUUGGGAUUGACAUGCUCCACACACAAGGGACAGAGAAUGGGUUCCGGGACAAUGACAUCAAGCUGAGAGUCAGCGAGUGGGAAGUGAUCCAGGAGUCAGGAACUAAGCUGAAGCCAAUGUAUGGCCCAGGGUACACGGGCCUGAAGAACCUGGGCAACAGUUGCUACCUCAGUUCUGUCAUGCAGGCCAUCUUCAGCAUCCCAGAGUUCCAGAGAGCGUAUGUAGGAAACCUCCCAAGGAUAUUUGACUACUCACCAUUAGAUCCAACGCAGGACUUCAACACACAGAUGACUAAGUUGGGACAUGGCCUCCUCUCUGGCCAGUACUCGAAGCCUCCAGUGAAAUCUGAGCUCAUUGAACAGGUGAUGAAGGAGGAGCACAAGCCUCAGCAGAAUGGGAUCUCUCCACGAAUGUUCAAGGCCUUUGUCAGCAAGAGUCACCCAGAAUUUUCCUCCAAUAGACAGCAGGAUGCCCAGGAGUUUUUCUUGCAUUUGGUUAAUCUGGUAGAGAGGAAUCGCAUUGGCUCAGAAAACCCAAGUGAUGUUUUCCGGUUUUUGGUGGAAGAGCGAAUUCAAUGCUGUCAGACCAGAAAGGUCCGCUACACAGAGAGGGUGGACUACCUUAUGCAGUUACCAGUGGCAAUGGAGGCAGCAACCAACAAAGAUGAGCUGAUUGCCUAUGAACUAAUGCGGAGGGAAGCAGAAACCAACAGGAGACCCCUUCCAGAGCUGGUACGAGCCAAGAUCCCAUUCAGUGCCUGUCUUCAGGCCUUUGCUGAACCAGACAAUGUGGAUGAUUUCUGGAGCAGUGCUCUGCAGGCCAAGUCUGCAGGGGUCAAAACAUCUCGCUUUGCCUCAUUCCCUGAAUACUUGGUAGUGCAGAUAAAGAAGUUCACUUUUGGUCUUGACUGGGUUCCCCGAAAAUUUGAUGUUUCUAUUGAUAUGCCAGAUCUACUAGAUAUCAGCCAUCUCAGAGCCAGGGGCUUGCAGCCAGGGGAAGAGGAGCUUCCUGACAUCAGCCCCCCCAUAGUCAUUCCUGAUGACUCAAAAGACCGCUUGAUGAACCAGCUGAUAGACCCCUCAGACAUUGAUGAGUCCUCGGUGAUGCAACUGGCUGAGAUGGGCUUCCCUUUGGAGGCCUGCAGGAAGGCUGUGUACUUCACGGGGAAUACUGGAGCUGAGGUGGCCUUCAACUGGAUUAUCGUGCACAUGGAAGAGCCUGAUUUUGCUGAACCACUGGCCAUACCUGGGUAUGGAGGGGCUGGGGCCUCUGCCUUUGGUGCUACUGGACUGGACAACCAACCUCCUGAGGAAAUCGUAGCUAUUAUCACUGCCAUGGGAUUCCAGCGCAGUCAGGCGGUACAGGCUCUACAAGCCACGAACCAUAACCUGGAAAGAGCACUGGACUGGAUCUUCAGCCACCCUGAGUUUGAAGAGGACAGUGACUUUGUCAUCGAGAUGGAGAACAAUGCGAAUGCAAACAUCAUGUCUGAGGCCAAGCCAGAGGGGCCCAGAGUCAAGGAUGGGUCUGGAAUGUAUGAGUUGUUUGCGUUCAUCAGUCACAUGGGAACAUCUACGAUGAGUGGCCAUUAUGUUUGCCAUAUCAAGAAGGAGGGACGAUGGGUGAUCUACAAUGACCACAAAGUUUGUGCCUCAGAAAGGCCCCCCAAAGACCUGGGAUAUAUGUACUUUUACCGCAGGAUACCAAGCUAAACCUCACAAGAAUUGGCGAGAAGAAGCCAUACACCUUUAUAAUUUGCCAAAAAAGAAAAAGAAAAAAAAAAAGAAAAAGGAAAAAUAAAGGAAAAAAGUUGGGACAGCCGGAUGCGGAGGACUACAUGGGUAUUUACUGCUCCUUUCAAGAGCGUGGUCACUCGACGCCUUCUGGAGAAGAACUGGGAAGAAAAUUCUGUUGGCGGUGAUAUUCUGUCCUGGGAGAUUUUGUAACUCUUCAGGGAGAGAGUGACGGAAGCAAAGGCAUUGUCCACCGGCCCCUCAGAGAGGCACUGUCUUCCCCUCUCUUCUACUUGGGGGGGUCACCAGUGAGGGCCCCCCACAGUGAGAAAAAUGCCCACUUUUAAAAUUUUUCCACAUAGGAAAUCAAAACCUGGACUGGCUUUUAUUGGUGGCACUUUGUUUUCAUUUCCCACAGUAAGUUCUGUGCACACUAGGACAUCUGCAGUGAGAGCUAUUUUUAAUUUAAAUCACGUCAAACUUUAUAUUACACUGUAUGAGUGUGUGUGUGUGUGUGUGUGUGUGUGUGUGAGAGAGAGAGAGAGAGAGAGAGAGAGAGGCAGAGAGAGAGAGAGAGAGAGAGAGAGAGAGAGAGAGACCUUUGUAGUCUGCUGUACGUCUGAUGGAUUGGUGUUCAAAGGCCAAAUAGCUGCUUUUAGGCAUAUUUGGAAAAGGCAGGCAAACAUCUUUAAAAAUUAUAACUCAGGAACAAUUGUUAAAAGUGAGUUCCCCACUUGGAUUUUAAAGUACAGAGAGCUGAGCUGUGGCCCCUUAAGUGCUGUCUGGCAUUCAUGAGGGUCUGUGUCGUUUGACCUUGAUGCCAGGUGCCUAAGUCUUGUCACUGUGCUUUGCCAAGGGCAGAUGGGAUCUCUUCCUCAGUAGGGCAUUCCCUCAAAGCUUUGUGUUUAGUUUUAGUUAAAUAACUGGCCUCCCAAGCUCCUGCUUACUCCCUGGGAUCACGUUAGAUGCCUGUGGCUUGUCUGAUUUUUUUGGUCCCUGAACUUCCUUGUGUUUUCACAUCUCUGCUUCUCUGGGGCCAGCUUCACCUCUGCCCUCACUGCCUAUCUGCUGUGGCCCAUGGUACAACCUGGGGCGCUUUAAGGAUGCAAGCUGCAGAAACACCUCUGUUGCAGCUGCAAAGCCAGGGCCUUCCUUCCUUGUCAUUUCCGGGUCCUAGCUGUGGUCUGAGAUCAGAGCAGAGUUGUGGAUGUGCAGUGGAGAGGAACCAGAGCUCUCCAUAAUUUUCUUACUACUUCUCAUCAAAUUCCAGCCUCUGGAGUUUCUAGUUCAGAUUAUUGAUCAGAUGGGAAAGGAUUUAUUGCUGUCUGCUUGAUGUGUGCUUGUUUGAUUGAUCUUUGCAGGAACUGCAGAAAAAAAAUGAUGAAAUAGAAACGGAAUGGGCUGAGUAAGCAGAGGCAUUGGGUUGGGAUGGGAUGAGUCUGAACAGUCAGAGUUCAAACCCUGGGGCCCUGUCUCAAGGAAGACCCCGUGUAAGUCCGGGCUGUGGGGCAGGGCCACGGGCCUGGGUACUUCUGGGUGCUGUCUCAGUUGGCUAUGGGCCAGUCCUUCCAUCUGUGCCUCAUUCUCCUCAUCCGCACGGUGGUCAGGUGACACCUCCCUCUUUCUAGCAGGCUUUGAUUAAUUCUGAAGAACCUCCAAUGAACAGAAGGUGGAACGUGGUAGGCCCCACUGGAGAGUGCUCCUGUCUUCUUGACUUACCUGUUGCGUUUUCCACUUGGGAAUAAAUGACAUCACAGGAGGGAGCUCAUGAUUCUCUCUGACACUGUCCCACUGAGGCACCUUUGAGGCUUGGCUCAGAGAUCCUAAGUCUCUGUCCUGUGUGUCCCUGACCAGCGCCCCUACCCCGAAGUGGAAAUUCACACACCAAGCAGCCUUACAAAUGUAGUCCCUAUAGGGCCACAUAUGGUAGGAUAAUGACUGACCUUCAGUGGCUGGUUUGCAGUGUUACAAAGCAAAGGCCUUUCACGUGGGUAGGGGACUCUCAGGAGGUUUGAAUUCAAAUGUGGUCAGAGAUAGUAUAUAUAUUUUGGACAAAAUAAGAAGUUUUUAUAAAACUUUUCAAGCUCAACAUUGUAAAAUCCACAUUAAAGAUUUUAGGCUAUAAACUGUUUAAUUUUAUUAGGUAGAAGAAGCAAAUUAAUCCUUCUGAUGCCAAGACAUACUUCAAGAAAGUGGAUAAUGACUGCCUUUUCCCUGCCUCACAAACACAAGGGCUAUUCAUGGCAAGGUUUUGUAUAUGUGCUAUUCUUCACUCAGAUCAGGAGCUGGACGCACCGGUGUGGGCAGUGCCUUGCUUUCUCGUUAGAAAUGUGCUUGCAUGUGUCUCCUGGUAUAGGCAAACCAGCUCUCUAGAGUACCAGUGGGAUAUAUCACUUAUCUUACGUGUGUAAAUGGGACGCUUGUGGCCACAACUGGAACAACGUGGGCUGUGUCUGCUGACCCACCUGCUGGGAGUCUUUUUGUGUGAGAUGUGGCGUGAUUGUGUGGCUCUCUCUCCAUGUAGGCAUCUGUGUGGAGGACAGAGCUUUCUUCCUGUAAAUAUCUUUUGAUAUCCAUUUGUGUAGACUCCCAAUAUGUCUUUGGAAAAUGGAUCUGUUUUGUCAGUUGGUCGAAAUACCCAAAUAACAAGUCAGAAAUCAAGCUUGGUAUAGGUUUUCUUUUUCUUCUGAAUGAGAAGAAUCUGGGAAGAAUCAUAUUUUAAUGACAUUUUAUAUCAAUGUUCCUUCAGGAUUUUGGAAUCGAUGAGCUUGUUUUCCCAAGCCUACAAGAGAAUGUGCCUGCCAUUUCCCCGGCAUCCCUUUGUGGUCCCAUUACCUCAGCUGAAGACUUACAAGUGUGCUUAUGUCCUGACAGCAUCUCUGUGUCACAUGCCUGAGUCUCACUGCUGCUGGGCCCUUGUCUCUGGACCAGGAGGUUAGACCAGAUAAUCUGUGAAGUCUCCUUCUGUCUGGCCACUACAUUUUGUGUUUAUUUUUCUGUGGUUCUGUCCAGAAUCAGACAUGAGCUGUGGCGGUCACUCAGGAGUUUCAGUGUUGGAGUCUGCAGCUAUUCUAGCUUGUAGGUUGCUGACAUCAUUGGUCCACAUCCCAUUUCUCUUCCUGAUCUAUUUUCUUUGGUAAUCUCACUUCCCCCCAACCCUGAACUCAAAACUUUUCAGUCUAUGAGGUCCUUUGCUACUGCCCCCCACUCCAAACAAAAGCAGCAAUGCAUGUAUGUCAUCCUCUUGGAAAAGUCUCAGAAUGCCUCUCAGCUCGCUCUGACAUGCACAAUAUUUUAAAAUCCUGAUUCCAUUGUUGCUAGUCCCAUCCUCAGAUAUGUGCUGCCAAAGCUGUCUGUCCUAGAAAGGGUGUCUUCAUCAUCAUAGAUGCCGUGGCUUCUGGAUCUCAUCACAGAUCUUCAUAGUCUGUGGGGUUACUAGGAGACAUGAGCAGAACAGAGGAUGGCAUUAGAUAUAAUGUGCUUCUGCCUGUCAGGGCAGUGUCUCAGGGGACAGAACAAGGUCUGUGCUGUGAAGCUGGUGGGUGCCACCUACUCGAUGCCACCAGGAUUUCCUACUCUCCUAAUUUGAUUUUCAUUGGUGUAAUAAAGACGAUGAACAAAAACAAGUUGGGAAGGAAAGGGUUUAUUUGGUCUUAUAAAGUAACACCCCACCAGGAGGGGAAGUCAGGGCAGGAACUGAAGGCAGGAACUGAGGCAGAGGCCGUGGAGGAGUGCUUCUUACUGGCUUGUUCCCCCCUUCUCUCUUAGCCUGCUUUCCAGGACCACCCACACUGGGCUGGGCCCUCCCUCACCAAUCAUUAAUCAAGAAAAUGUCCUGUAGGCUUACCCACGAGCUGAUCUUAAAGGAAGCAUUUUCUCAGUUGAGGUUGCCUCUUUCAGAUGAUCUUAGCUUGAGUCAAAUGAACCCAAACAAACAAACACAAGCUAAUCAGCACAGUCCUCUGUAAUUCAUCACCCUUAUAGUUGGUGGCAGGCUCUGUAGCUCUCUAGCCUGGUGGGACUUGGUCAGUCCAUACUGAGGUUGUUCCAUAUACAUAAAACGCACACUAAUACUUGGAAAGCUUCAACAAGCGGAAUGACUGUUGCAAAUGAUGUUGACUGCAUGUGAUGGUAAUUUAAUAUUAACAUUUCCACUGUCAUCUGUUCUUAGCAUGGCUACUGAGCAAUUCAGAAGUGUGCCUAAGGCCCAGCCAUUAUUGUUCUGCACUGAGAGGUCGCCAGUGAAAUCCCAUGAGUGAGACAGGACCCUGCAGAGACUCUGAAUCAAAACAACACAGAUGGUUUUGCUGGAGUUGAGGGCGCAUGAAGCACUGGACAAGGCCCAGAAACCACAAGAACCACCUUGUAGGUUCUGGGGCUAUUUUGCUUAAACACCCCCCCCCCCCACACACACACCCCUUCAGCUGCAAAAGCAGUGUGCCCCCCAGUGGCCUUCUCUUGGCCUUGCUCCGGUGCUGCCCUGUAGAUUAGCAACUGUUUUCCCAGCAUCCUCCAGGUGCUGUGGAUGUUAGCUGGGGCAGAGGUUUGGGCAUACUGCUUUCAAUUCAGGCAACAUUCUCUUGUGGUCCCUCUCCCCGUGUCCUGUAUUCUGUUCCCAGCUGGGCAUGUGGAAAGGCUGUGUGGAUCUCAGCUCCUCCGCUUGCACAGAGGCUGAGCCUGACCUGUGCCCGUCUGCUCAGCAGUGUUACUGUUGGUGGCUGGAAGACUUGGUAUUUAUUUAUUUUGCACUAGUCACAGUUGGUGUGGAAACUACUUCAAGUGUUUGGGAGACUACUUGGCUAUAACGGAAAGAGAUGGAUAAUUUAUUGCUUUGAUAGUUUUAAAUUAAAAGCUAUUCUCACAAACUCA